Messenger RNA from Zingiber officinale, 330 nucleotides. RefSeq names its product ribonuclease 3-like protein 2. The transcript is spliced from 2 exons. Lineage: Eukaryota; Viridiplantae; Streptophyta; Magnoliopsida; Zingiberales; Zingiberaceae. The record is from RefSeq and is a predicted model, not a curated record. The coding region runs from base 1 to 330 and encodes 109 amino acids.
AUGGUUGGGUCUAUCGCAGCAACGAUCUACUGGGACUAUGAUUUCGACCUCAAAUUAGUGUGGAAGAUUUUCAGUAAGAUUUUGAUACUAUUCAUCAAGUUGGAGACCAUGGAAGAGCACCCUAUGGAGGCUCUCAACCUCUCUGUCAGAAGCGGGACAAAGCUCUGGAGUUUCUCCCUUCAAGGUAUGUUUCUUCAUAAACGGUGGAUGCUAUUGUCGAGUGUGGUUAUGGGCACUGGAUCCACCAGGCAAGUGGCAAUUGCAAAGAUAAAUGCCGCCCAAGAUGUGCUGCCAAAGCUUUCUGGCAGGAGGUUGUUAGUUCGACGAUGA